This is a messenger RNA of Dovyalis caffra, 171 nucleotides long. NCBI's taxonomy places the organism in Eukaryota, Viridiplantae, Streptophyta, Magnoliopsida, Malpighiales, Salicaceae. The record is from the annotation of a GenBank genome assembly.
AUGAAGAAACCGCGAGGAAGGCCAAGGAAGGUUGUUGUUGUCACCGUUAGUGACAAUUUCAAAAAAAUGAUUUCAAAUUAUGUUUUUACCGACCAAACUAGUGGUGAUCUUGUUAUAACGUUUGGUUACGUCCUUUCUCCAACAUCUCAACGGAUACUUGUCCGCAAGUAA